AUGAUGCUUGCUACCGCCGUACGCAAUUUAUCCCGUCGGUCAUUCUCGACCUCUAAAGCGGUCUCAGCCCAGCAAUUGACCGUCCGCGAUGCCCUUAACGCAGCGCUUGAUGAAGAAAUGGAACGGGACGAGAAGGUGUUUCUGCUCGGUGAAGAAGUGGCCCAGUAUGAUGGUGCAUACAAGGUUUCCCGAGGACUGUGGAAGAAAUAUGGCGAUAAGCGAGUGAUCGAUACUCCCAUCACGGAAAUGGGUUUCGCCGGUAUCGCAGUAGGUGCGGCAAUGGCUGGACUGCGCCCGGUGUGCGAAUUCAUGACAUUCAACUUUUCGAUGCAGGCCAUCGAUCAGGUUAUCAAUUCAGCCGCAAAAACGUUCUAUAUGUCUGCCGGUACAGUUAACGUCCCUAUAGUGUUUCGGGGUCCCAAUGGAGCUGCAGCAGGUGUUGCAGCACAACAUUCUCAAUGUUUUGGUGCCUGGUAUUCGCAUUGUCCCGGAUUGAAGGUGGUAUCGCCGUAUGAUAGCGAAGAUGCAAAAGGACUGUUGAAGGCAGCCAUCCGCGACCCAGAUCCGGUAGUAGUGUUGGAAAACGAAAUGGUAUACGGAGUUAGUUAUCCCGUGUCGGAUCAAGUUUUAGACAAGAACUUUGUGCUACCUAUCGGCAAGGCAAAGAUUAUGCGCCCUGGUAAGCACAUUACUAUAGUAGCACAUUCAAAGUCCGUCGAAACCGCGCUUCAAGCGGCCAACGAACUGGCGGGUAAAGGAAUCGAAGCAGAAGUCAUCAACCUACGAUCACUUCGUCCAUUGGACUCGGAAACAAUUUUCAAGUCCGUACAAAAGACUCACCAUCUCGUGACGGUGGAGCAGGGAUGGCCUCAGAGCGGAAUUGGUUCAGAAAUUUGUGCACGCAUCAUGGAACACGAGACAUUCUUCCAUCUGGAUGCUCCGAUUUGGCGUGUCACUGGGGUUGAUGUUCCAAUGCCCUACGCUAAGACACUAGAAGCAGCUGCGCUUCCACAAGUACCUGAUGUUGUCACUGCCGUUAAUAAGGUGCUAGGUGUGAAGUAA
This is a messenger RNA of Anopheles marshallii, 1062 nucleotides long. RefSeq names its product pyruvate dehydrogenase E1 component subunit beta, mitochondrial (gene Pdhb). Gene Ontology annotation, biological process: pyruvate decarboxylation to acetyl-CoA. Gene Ontology annotation, molecular function: pyruvate dehydrogenase (acetyl-transferring) activity. Lineage: Eukaryota; Metazoa; Arthropoda; Insecta; Diptera; Culicidae. The transcript has 6 exons. The record is from RefSeq and is a predicted model, not a curated record. Bases 1 to 1062 code for a protein of 353 amino acids.